AUGGAAAUCAAGGCCAACCCAUCUCAAGCGUCAUUGAACCGCCUAGCAUCCAAGAGACUCCUCGAAGACGAUUCUUUCUGUACAGGAUCACCAACUUCCAAGCGCAUAAGAGCCGAGCCAACCCCCUCCGUCUCCGGCACCGGUAUCCCUCGCAUCAGGUUGGAGCCCUCCAGCUCUAACCUAGAGCCUUCCAGCUCCAACCCAGAGCCAAACGCCCCUCCUAUGCGCCGCACACCGGAGAACGAUAUUAUCGCAAUCUGCAAAAUCGGCUCAUCCCGCAACUUCACCGCCUUCGAACUCGAGCAACUUAACAUCAUCCAAACGAAAAUCGACUGGGUCUUCAACCACGGCGCACUAUCUUUUGAUGUCCACUCCGCGAUUAAGAAGAUCCCGCAUCAACCAUUUGAAUCUGAUGGCAUUAGUCUCAAGCGAGAACAGAAUCGCCUCAUCACCGAGUUGAUGAAGAGGAUGAAAGAUGCUAAUCCGAUGGCGACUCCUAGUAGGAGGAAGACUAAGAAUUGUCGGGCAAGGACUGUCAAGAGUCCGUCGGUGCCUGCACAACAGGCGGCGGCGCCGGUUGAGAAGGUUGAGAAGGUUGAGGAGGCUAAGAAGGUUGAGAAGAUUGAGGAGGUUAAGAAGGUUGAGAAGGUUGUGGGCAUGUUGGUGUUGAAUGAUGAGUCUGGAAAUACUGUCGCUCAAGCGGCUUCUAAUUUGCUUGCGAGUAGGGGGCUGAAGUUUACGUUGUGUGAGGGGGAAUUGCGGUUAUUAGAGUUAUAG
Alternaria ventricosa is the source of this 777-nucleotide messenger RNA. RefSeq lists its product as uncharacterized. The transcript has 2 exons. The record is from RefSeq and is a predicted model, not a curated record. Lineage: Eukaryota; Fungi; Ascomycota; Dothideomycetes; Pleosporales; Pleosporaceae. Bases 1 to 777 code for a protein of 258 amino acids.